Messenger RNA from Moneuplotes crassus, 674 nucleotides. NCBI's taxonomy places the organism in Eukaryota, Ciliophora, Spirotrichea, Euplotida, Euplotidae. The record is from the annotation of a GenBank genome assembly.
CUCAAAUGGAGGCAAAAGAAGAUCAAAUCCAAGAAACCCCUGAAGUCAAAGACAAUGGUGAGGGUGAACAAGAUGAGGAAUCUAAGAAGGAAAAAGUUAUUGAAGUAACUGCAGAGGAGUCUGCUAAAUAUUACGACGCUGUUAAGUCAAGAGAGGAGGUAAAGCAUACCAAUAAAGACCUCAAGGUGGAUUUUAGACAACUAACAGAGCAUAAUGUUGGAUCUCUUAAGGUUCUUCUUGACAGGACUCUCCCUGUCAGCUACAGAACAGAUUUCUACAAUAAGCUAGUGUCAUACCAGAGAUACUCUAAGCUCGCUUACUUCAAAGACAUCCUCAUUGGAGCUAUCACUUGUAAGAGCGAUAAGCAAAAAAUUGAAAAAGAUGAUGAAGAAAAGCAUGAAGGGGUGUACAUAAUGACCAUCACAGUGUUCCCCAAAUAUAGAAGAUACGGAAUCGCCUCAAAGCUCCUCGAGGAAGCUAUUAAGGAUUGAUGUACAGAAUGGGAAUACAUCUUCCUGGAUGUGCAAGAGAACAACGUAUCAGCUCUAGAGUUUUACAAAAAGCAUGGGUUUGAAGUCAGCCACAAACGUGUUGAUUAUUACACCAACAUUGAACCAUCUGAUAGCUAUUUCUUGUAUAAGAAAAUCUCCUCUGAAUAGAGGGACAUGCUUGAA